Molecule: messenger RNA, 471 nt
Organism: Suillus plorans
Lineage: Eukaryota; Fungi; Basidiomycota; Agaricomycetes; Boletales; Suillaceae
Exons: 4
Coding region: 1-471 (156 amino acids)
Source: RefSeq, a predicted model, not a curated record
AUGAAUCAGCAAUAUUACCUUACCGAUGUGCAACUUUGGGCCGCCAAACUAGCAUCAGAACGCAUCACCGUGAUGGUUCAAGAGUUUGAGUCGCCCAUACUAUGUAUCUGUCUGUGGCUCUCGGUGUCAACGGACGAGCAGCAGGCGCUACUCGGGCCAUUCUCAACCAAUCCCGCGAUCUCGAUCGGGGAGUUCGUCGCCAACGUUGACUACAGCUCUUUGACCGAGAUGACUUGGCGGCAACUAUCUGCACCGGCAAACACGCAUCCGGUUCUACCUGCCGCACAGGAAACAAGAUCCAAUCCCUCAGCACGUGAAGCGUCUCUCAAGGUCUGGGAUGUGUUCAUCUCUGUACGGAGCAAGCUUCAGUGGUUUUUCGUGCUUCGUGAAAUCCAUGCACCCGACUCGGCAAGUCAUGCAUUCAUGGACCAGGUUCUCAAGAAACACGAUGAAGAAGUUGUGCCUGUUUGA